UGGCGGGUGAAUAUUGGGAUUCUCCUCGAUAAACCCUACUAUCGAAAUCAUGAUCGCACAUGCUAGCCAUCUCCAAUGUCUGUGCAUUCUGCCGUAACCCUAGCAUUUCGAACCUGUUCAUUAUUCCCAAAAACCCCAGGCUCCUUCGGCCCGUGCCUUCAAUGGCGUCUUCGAAGGUCGUUGCUGAGUACGCGAAGUCAGGUCGGUCUUCGUGCAAGAAGUGCUCGAAGGCGAUCGCCGCCAAGGCCUUCAGGCUGGGGCUGGUGAGCCGAGACGCAAGAGGUUUCGACAUGACCAAGUGGCACCACUUCAACUGCUUUCCCUUGGAUUCGAAGGACUCGGUUGCUUCGUCUGAUGAGAUCAAAGGGUUCUCUUCACUGACGAGUAGUGAUCAGGAAACUCUAAAGAAACUGAUCGAGGAAAGUGCCUGCCCAACAGAAAAGGUUGUUGAUGGAGCUGAAGAUGAAGGAAGUGAAACGAAAAUUGCUAGAAGUUCAAGGGUCCGUAAGACAGAUAAAGGUGGAAAUGAUGACCUGGAAGAUAGGAAUGCAAAGAAAAUAAAGUUGUCUGUGAAUUCUGAAGGAGCCAAGCUGGGCAUAUCUUUUUCACUUUCUGAUGCCAAGGAUAAAUAUAAGGAUGCUACACUUUUACUGAAGUGGAAAGCAUUUCAGACAGUCAUAUUCCUUGAACAGGAUGAGGGCCUUCAUGAUUCAGGAAAGAUUGCUGCAUUUGAUUUUGAUGGAUGUCUUGUGAAUACAUCUAUGAAAAGAGUGGGUGCAGAUGCUUGGUCGCUUAUGUAUUCUUCAAUACCAGAUAAACUGCAAAGGUUAUAUAGUGAAGGCUACAAGCUGGUGAUAUUUACCAACGAAUCUAACAUUGAUCGCUGGAAGAAUAAGAGACAAGUAGCUGUGGACUCAAAAAUUGGACGACUGAGCAAUUUUAUCAAGCUCGUGAAGGUCCCGAUUCAGGUAUUCAUAGCUUGUGGAAUAGGUAAAUCUGAUAGCAAAACAGAUGACCCCUUUCGCAAACCAAAGCCUGGGAUGUGGCAUCUUAUGGAACAGCACUUCAACUCUGGCAUUUCAGUUGAUAUGGAUCAAUCAUUUUAUGUUGGUGAUGCAGCUGGGAGACCAAAUGAUCACAGUGAUGCUGACAUCAAAUUUGCCCAGGCCAUUGGUUUAAAAUUUUUCGUUCCAGAAGAAUACUUCAGCACGUAGAGAGCAUCUGGUCGUUGGACUGUGAUUCAUGAAAUUCCUGUCCUCUUUCUUUCUGGCAACUAACUACUGUUUAUCUAAAAACAAACCAACUGUUGUGUAUUCAUGGUAGUAGGAAGUCACUGUAAAUACCGACCACUGCUUAUCGAAAAACUAAUGAACUGUUGUUAGUGCUA
Molecule: messenger RNA, 1387 nt
Organism: Diospyros lotus (date-plum)
Lineage: Eukaryota; Viridiplantae; Streptophyta; Magnoliopsida; Ericales; Ebenaceae
Product: polynucleotide 3'-phosphatase ZDP-like
Exons: 12
Coding region: 60-1214 (384 amino acids)
Biological process (GO): DNA repair
Molecular function (GO): double-stranded DNA binding; polynucleotide 3'-phosphatase activity; ATP-dependent polydeoxyribonucleotide 5'-hydroxyl-kinase activity
Source: RefSeq, a predicted model, not a curated record